Messenger RNA from Glycine soja, 1345 nucleotides. RefSeq names its product annexin D1. The transcript has 5 exons. The record is from RefSeq and is a predicted model, not a curated record. Bases 87 to 1037 code for a protein of 316 amino acids. NCBI's taxonomy places the organism in Eukaryota, Viridiplantae, Streptophyta, Magnoliopsida, Fabales, Fabaceae. Gene Ontology annotation, molecular function: calcium-dependent phospholipid binding; calcium ion binding. Gene Ontology annotation, cellular component: cytoplasm.
UUCUUUUUCUUGCACAAAAAUACAAUACAAAACAAAACAGAGCAAAGAGAGAGUGUGUGAAAAGUGAAACAAAAAACAGAACAACAAUGGCGACACUUAAGGUUCCUCAGCCUCUUCCCCCCGUUGCAGAUGAUUGUGAGCAGCUCCGAAAAGCCUUCUCAGGUUGGGGAACUAACGAGGAGCUGAUUGUAUCGAUCUUGGCUCAUAGGAAUGCUGCUCAGAGGAAGCUUAUCAGAGAAACUUAUGCCCAGACCUAUGGAGAAGAUCUCCUCAAGGCCUUGGACAAAGAACUCACGAGUGAUUUUGAGAGGCUGGUUCAUCUUUGGACACUUGAUUCUGCUGAACGUGAUGCAUUUUUGGCAAACGAGGCGACUAAAAAAUGGACUUCAAGCAAUCAGGUUCUGGUGGAAAUAGCCUGCACUAGGUCCUCUGAACAAUUGUUUGCUGCGAGGAAGGCUUACCAUGUUCUUUAUAAGAAGUCUCUGGAGGAGGAUGUUGCUCAUCACACAACAGGAGACUUCCGUAAGCUCAUACUACCUCUGGUUAGUUCUUAUCGAUAUGAAGGAGAUGAGGUCAACUUGACCCUGGCAAAAACUGAGGCAAAAUUGCUGCAUGAGAAGAUUUCAAACAAGGCUUAUAAUGAUGACGACUUCAUCAGGAUUUUGGCCACAAGGAGCAGAGCACAGAUUAAUGCUACUUUGAAUCACUACAAAGAUGCAUUUGGACAAGAUAUCAACAAGGACCUGAAGGCUGAUCCAAAGGACGAGUUCCUGUCUUUACUAAGAGCAACUGUGAAGUGCUUGAUCCGUCCCGAGAAGUACUUCGAGAAGGUUGUUCGCUUGGCGAUCAACAAGCGAGGAACCGAUGAAGGAGCCCUUACAAGAGUGGUGGCCACAAGGGCUGAGGUUGAUUUGAAAAACAUAGCAGAUGAGUAUCAAAGGAGGAGCAGUGUCCCUCUUGAACGUGCUAUUGUUAAGGACACCACCGGUGACUAUGAGAAAAUGCUUGUGGCGCUUUUAGGACAUGAUGAUGCUUGACAUACUCCUUUGUGUUUGUGUGUGUGUACUUGUGGCAGAGGUACUAUAUAGUGUGCAGUGUACUGCUUUGUGGUUCCAUGUUGUUGUGUUUUCUGGCCAUUAUUGUCUUCCUUUGUUGAAUAAAAUGAACCACUUUGGCACACUUUGGUGGGUUUUUGAAGCCCCUAGAAUUGAUUGAGUGUCAAACAUAAAUGGAAUCCUGCAAUAUAUAUGUGGUUCAGAUUUUGUAAAUCACUAGUGACUUUAGGGUCACUUUUCUGAAGUUAAAUAUAUAUAGAGAGACAAAUAAGUUUGGUUCGCUUCUUAAA